This is a messenger RNA of Onychostoma macrolepis, 1681 nucleotides long. RefSeq names its product tyrosinase-related protein 1b (gene tyrp1b). Gene Ontology annotation, molecular function: oxidoreductase activity. Gene Ontology annotation, biological process: melanocyte differentiation; melanosome organization. The record is from RefSeq and is a predicted model, not a curated record. Gene Ontology annotation, cellular component: melanosome. NCBI's taxonomy places the organism in Eukaryota, Metazoa, Chordata, Actinopteri, Cypriniformes, Cyprinidae.
AGAAAGAACGGAUGAUAUAAGGAUGUGGAAGAGUGUGUGUUUAGCGCUAAUGUGCGUUGUGCUGACGCACGCUCAGUUCCCACGUCAGUGUGUGACACCAGAAGGUCUGCGGAGUGGCACCUGCUGCCCAUCACCUACUGGACUGCCCAAUGAUGAGUGUGGAUCCAGUACUGGGAGAGGUCAAUGUGUGUCCAUUGCUGCUGACCGCCAUCCACACGGGCCUCAGUAUCCUCACGAUGGGCGGGAUGAUAGAGAACGAUGGCCACUGAGGUUCUUUAACAGGACCUGCCAGUGUAACGGAAACUUCAGUGGAUUUAACUGUGGGCGAUGCCGACAUGGCCUCACAGGGCCAAACUGUGAUCAAAGAGCCACCGUGGUGCGACGUAACGUCAUGCAGAUGUCUACAGAUGAGAAAAGAGCCUUUGUGAACACUCUGGACCAGGCUAAAAGAACCGUCCAUCCUGACCUGGUCAUCUGUACCCGUCGCUAUCAGGAGAUUUUUGGUCCUGAUGGAGCAAAUGUACAGUGUGAGAACAUUACCAUUUAUAAUUACUUUGUCUGGACCCACUACUAUUCAGUCAGUAAGACUUACAUGGGUCCAGGCCAGCAGAGCUUCGGAGGUGUGGAUUUCUCUCACGAAGGACCAGGAUUUGUCACUUGGCACCGGUUCCACCUGUUGCAACUGGAGAGGGACAUGCAGGACAUGCUGGGGGACCCGUCGUUUGCCCUGCCAUACUGGAACUUUGCAAUAGGAGGCAGCGAGUGUGAUAUCUGCACUGAUGACCUGCUGGGAGCCAGAAGCAGCUUUGACACCAAUGGCAUCAGUUCCAACUCUGUGUUCUCUCAGUGGAGAGUCAUCUGUGAGAGUGUGGAGGAGUAUGAGACACUGGGGACCAUCUGCAACAGUACAGAGACAAGUCCAAUCAGUAGAAACCCUGCUGGUAAUGUGGCCCGACCCAUGGUUCAAAGGUUACCAGAACCACAGGACAUCAUUGACUGUCUAGAGCUGAACACUUUUGACACGCCGCCAUAUUACUCGACUUCUUCUCAGAGCUUCAGGAACACUAUUGAGGGUUACAGUGCUCCCCAGGGAAACUAUGACCCAGUAGUGAGGAGUCUGCACAACCUGGCUCAUUUGUUUCUCAAUGGCACAGGUGGACAGACUCACCUGUCACCAAACGACCCCAUCUUUGUCCUGCUUCACACGUUCACAGAUGCCAUCUUUGAUGAAUGGCUUCAGAGACACACUGCUGCAGGCACAGUGGUCUAUCCUGAGGAAAACGCUCCAAUUGGGCACAAUAGAGAGUUCAAUAUGGUUCCUUUUUGGCCACCAGUCAGAAAUGCUGAAAUGUUUGUCACCGCCCCAGAAAACCUGGGCUACACCUAUGAGGUUCAGUGGCCAACUCGGUCAUACACAAUUUCAGAGAUCAUCACCAUAGCCAUUGUUGCCGUGGUGCUUGUUGCGGUUGUGGUGGGAGGAGUCAUCGGGUGUGCUGUUCGGGCACGUUCUUACCGCUCAGCCGAGGGCCUGGAGCCACUGCUAGGGGAACAGUUCAGGCGUUACUCAGAGGAUGAGCGGCAUGCUUCUCAGUCUGUGGUGUGAUUGAGAAACUCAACAACAACAAAAAAAAUACACAUCUUAAACGUUUUUAUUUUAUUGCACUGUGCAUCCACACUGUAG